AUGAUGCAAGACGAUCAUGAGCAACAACACAGGUCAUCCUCUUCGGAAACCACCACUCCGAUGAAUCGAGAUUAUUACAUUCAAUACUACACACAAAAACUACAGGCCAUGGCCAUUGAAAGACAAAAUCAAGCACUUUCUCAAGUUGAACAACUUUUCCAACAUCAACCUCAUCUUGUUUCAGAAUUGAUUCAUUCCGAAAUGGUUCAAGCAUUUCUCAACCCAGUCCAUCAAUCUUCUCUCAUGAUAGCACCAAGUAUAAAGUGUUUAAAAACACUCAUUGUUAUACUCACGACGGUUCAUAUUCUUAUACAGCAAGUCUCAUCAGCACCAUCGGAAGAACAACAAUUACUCAAUCAGGAACAAGCCUUGUUGCAAUACUUUAUAUCGAGUGGAUGUCGUAAUAAUAUGGAAAUGUAUCAAUGGUUGAAAGGAAUUCAACAAUCCAUGAUGAACAUGUUGGGAUUGGAAAAUCAUUCGGAACAAGAACAACAGCACUAUCAACAACAAGCUCUGUAUUGGUACAAGGCCCUGGAAAGGUAUUUUGAUUUGGUUCUCUUUCCAGAAUUGAAGAAGAAUAUAUCAAUAAUUAUGUACGACCAUCUACGACAUCAACGAGCAAUCAAACGGAUGAAAAGAAGGCUUUUGUGUUUUUAUUAUUUGAAUUUGUGGACGCUAUUCACACCAUUUUAA
This is a messenger RNA of Naegleria lovaniensis, 693 nucleotides long. RefSeq lists its product as uncharacterized. Lineage: Eukaryota; Heterolobosea; Eutetramitea; Acrasida; Naegleriidae. Bases 1 to 693 code for a protein of 230 amino acids. The record is from RefSeq and is a predicted model, not a curated record. The transcript has a single exon.